Messenger RNA from Cuscuta epithymum, 1323 nucleotides. Lineage: Eukaryota; Viridiplantae; Streptophyta; Magnoliopsida; Solanales; Convolvulaceae. The record is from the annotation of a GenBank genome assembly.
AGAGACCUUAGGCGCCAAGCAAGGCGUGGCUCUCGCGGUGGUUCGGGUCAAGGAAGCCGGGGAGCUUCAAGAGCCACUCCCGUGGCGCCACACGAUGGGCGUGAAGGAGGUUUUUGUGUGAGAAUCUCCAAGUACCUCAAGGAGGCUAGGGCCUUGGGGUGUAAGUCCUUUGACGGCACCGGUGACAUUACCGUUGCCGCCGAUUGGAUAAAGAAGGUGAAGGAUGCGGCAAAGGACAUGCAAAUUUCACCGGACGUGAAGUUGAGUGUUGCUUCACGGCUGCUUGAGGGGAUAGCUUCCACGUGGUGGGAGAGUGUGGAAGGAAAAUACCAUGGGGAGGUCUCAUGGUUGAACUUUGAGCAGGAGUUUUAUGACCAAUACUACACUGACUAUGAGAAAAACGUCAAGCGUAGGGAGUACACCAACCUCAAACAGAAGGAGGGUGUGUCUGUUAAACAACUGGAGCAAGAUUUUAGAACCUUGGCUAGGUUCUUACCGGAGUACGCGAUCAAUGAGGACCGCAUGUUGGAGCACUUUUGGGAUGCCUUACUCUUGGACAUCCGUGAUCGGGCUACGUACUCACGCCACAUGACCUUUAGCGAGGUGGUGGAGCAGGGCCUUCUUGGGGAGGCUCAAUGGAAUGAGAGAAAAGAAAGAGACGCCGAGGAGGCGAAAAAGAGAAAAUGGCAUAAUUCGGGGCCGCCCGAGCAAGCACGGAAGAAUCACCACGGUGGGGGUGGGGGUACGUUCAAGGCGCCGGCACCACCGGCGAAGAAGAACAAGGAUGCUCGGUGGCACGCAUCCUCCUCUCAAAAUACGGGGCCUCCUAAGUGUGCCAACUGUUCAAAGAACCACUUCGGGAAGUGCAACGCACCCCCGAGGUGUUAUCGGUGUGGGAACACGGGCCACAUGAAGGCCAAUUGCCCACAAUUGGGGGGAGGAGGAGCUCCGGGAUCCGGAGGAGGAACCAUGACGGGAAGAAACCGUGCGGGCCCGUCAAACGGCGGUACGGGAAGAGGCAACGCAUCCACAAGUCAUGCCGCGUCCGUAAACCAAGGCGGGACCCAAGCACGAGUCUACGCGAUGACCGAGGCGGAUGCGAGAGCAAACCCGGACUCCGUUGCAGGUUGAAGCUAGGGCUUGCUACUUGCACCUUCUCACGGGUGGUAUCAAAUCAGGAAGACGUGGUUCGUGCUUCCUUAUUUUCUUUCAAACUACCGAACACUUGCUCAUGGAUAUUUGUUCUACUAUAAACUAUUUUUGGGGCUUGCAUGCCCAUGUUGUUGGCCGGUUGUGGCCUAUGACUUACCGUUGAAUAUUUUC